GCAUGGUUCAUGUCCCGAACACCAUUCUUGUUUCGGAUCCAUGUUUUAGUCAUGUUUCAAUUUUAGCUCUGCAAAUGAUGGUAGGAUUGCAGUAUCUAAUGCUUUUCUUGUGGAUUUUUUACUUCUUGUAUGUUUUUUUCUUUUCGAAAUGGAUGGAUGAGUUUCUUUGCCUUUUCAUAGCGCCUUUUUCUUUCUUCCACUGUUUCUUUAGCGUUGAAAUGCUAGAUAUGUCAAUUCAGUUUCUACUAAGGAUUCUCAAACAAUUAUUCAGAUCGUUAAUCUUCUUUUUGUGCAUCAGUGGUUUUUUUGGAUUAUCAUUUUGUAUAGAACAUGAACACAACACGCUGAGAAAAACCCAAAUCUGGGUUUGAGAGAUGAAAAAGAAGGGAGAAGAGAGAGAGAGAGAGAAAGAAUAAGAAGAAGAAGAAAGAAGAAGGAUGAGCAGGGAAAGGAAGAAGGAAAGAAGGAAGAAGAUGAAGUUUGAGAGAGAACCAAAUCCCAGAUCUGGGUUUGCAGAGUCUCGACGGUGGCCUGUGGCCAUGGCCUUUCUUCAACCUUCGUAUCUUUCUUCUCUCAACUCCACCGCUCUCUUCCCCUUCCAGAACCGUCGCAGCAACUGCCCAUUCCGGCUCUCUUUCUCUCUAAACCAAUCCAAUGACGAAGCCGCAAAGCUUGCUUUGGAGAGAGCUAAAGCGUACAAGGAGUCUCUGAAACCGAAUCAGGAUGCCAAAGUUAAGCAAAACCCAGGUUUGGAAAGGCAGAGUGAAGGUAAGGAACCAAGCAAACCUUUGACAGUUUCAAGUAUAGAUUUUAUGGGGCUUGACUUUGCGGAUAAGAGAAAGGACAGAGGACCACCACCUGGACUGGUUCCAAUUGUAGACCCUUUUCCAGAAGUCGACUUUCCUGAGGUGGAGAUUAUUGUUGGGGAUACUAGCAAGUUUAUGGAGGCUACAACAACAGACUCAGAGGCCAAGCCAAAAACGUCUGAUCCUAGGCCAAAUACAGACGAUGAUACCUAUCUAUACAAGCCAAAGGUCUCAACGUGGGGAGUAUUUCCUAGACCUGACAACAUCUCCAAGACGUUUGGUGGUGGAAGGAAUAUUCGACCUGGGGAUGUGCUGGAAACGGAAGAAGAAAGAGCUGCCAAAGAAGAGCGCACAAAACAAUUGAUUUCUGCUUACAAAAGGAAAGUCGGAUUAAGUGUUGAUCCAAAGCUAAAAGCUGAGUGUCAGAAGGUAUCUAAAUUAGAGGCCUUGCUUAAUUUUUGUUUGUUACUAGGACUACAUUUGAUGGUUUCUUAAUAUAGUUACCUGUAAAAUGGUACUCUAUUUUCCUUUCCCAACACCAGUCACCUUUCCCAGUCUGUUCCACAUGGGACCACGUACUAUAUUUUGGGUAGAUGACCUUCAAGAAUUAACAUCAUCGUAUUCUUGGAAUUAGUUUACUGUCUGGCACGAAAAUGUUUAUGCAGUUGCCAUUGUACCAGGCCAGCUAUCUGCCCCGUAGUGCCCCUAAAACAUGAGCCUACUUGUAAUCCAUUGCUCAGGACAUUGUGAAAUUUCUAAACUAUUGUUAACAACCAGUCAGACGACCGAGAUGAUGAAAGUUAAGGUUGCAAAGAUUUUGGGGUGAAGUUGUCAACUUCAACUUUGAUAUAUAACCUUUUUCUUGAAUUAGUUUCUGUAAUUACAGGCAUUGGAGGAUGGUGAUUCCUUGAUGGAUUCUGGGAUGCUUAAACAAGCUUUACCUUAUUAUGAGAAAGUAAUGGAGAAGAUGGUUUUUCAGAGUGAACUUCAUGGAUUAGCUGCUUUGCAGUGGUCUAUUUGUGUAGAUUCACUUUGCAGGUCAAAUGAGGCUAGAAAAAUGUACGAAAAACUCCAGUCUCACCCCAGUGCUGCAGUGAGUAAGAAAGCGCGGCAAUUUGUGGACAGUUUCAAGGCCAUGGAAAUGAUGAAGGUUACAGGCUCAAAUCCAUUGCUAAACACAGGCUACCAGAACUAUUUUGAUACAUAUUUGGGAGAUAAAUACAGUUUAGAAGUGGUAGAAGUGGGUGAAGUGGAGGAAGAUGCACUAAGUCAAGUCCUCACGUAUAUGAUUUUUCUUAUUUCUCCAAUUUUUAUAGUUUUAUUCAUUGCUGUACAAAAAGGAAAUAUUAAUUAGACAAAGUUCAUCACUGUAACAUACAGAGGCACAUUACUGUAGUCACCAUGUCUGUUUUAUGAUUAAUGAAUUAUUCAGGAAAAA
Molecule: messenger RNA, 2244 nt
Organism: Rubroshorea leprosula
Lineage: Eukaryota; Viridiplantae; Streptophyta; Magnoliopsida; Malvales; Dipterocarpaceae
Source: the annotation of a GenBank genome assembly